AUGGAAGUCAUCAGCAACGUUGCUAUCGCAGGGUUCCUGUCCAGGCCUCUGGCACACUGGGAUCCUCAAUCUUGCAAGCUCUUAUCGGAAGCAAACAAUUUCGUGUCACCGUUCUCGCGCGUCAUUCAUCUGAGUCUCAGUUCCCAGAAUCUGUCGAAGUUGUACGGUGGACUACGACUCGGUGCCGGACUUGACUGCGGCUUUGGCAGCCCAAGAUACCGUGGUAUCUGCCCUGACGACUAA
Penicillium cosmopolitanum is the source of this 243-nucleotide messenger RNA. RefSeq lists its product as uncharacterized. The record is from RefSeq and is a predicted model, not a curated record. NCBI's taxonomy places the organism in Eukaryota, Fungi, Ascomycota, Eurotiomycetes, Eurotiales, Aspergillaceae. The transcript is spliced from 2 exons. The coding region runs from base 1 to 243 and encodes 80 amino acids.